AUGGUUCGCAUUGAAGAUUUCGAGGGUAUGCAAUACUCCAGGGUGGGAGACGAGUCUGAGAUGCAAGAAUACGCUUUCUUCAACCAGCAAUAUGCAACUUCAACAUAUCAGAAAGAGCACGACAUGAACCCCGAUCUCAUAGUGCGACCUCAAAACGACCAAGAUGUCAUCAGAGCGGUCAACUGGGCCAGGGAAAACAAAGUGGCCGUCGCCGUCAAGAGUGGAGGCCACCAGUACAGCGGAGCCUCGUCCACAAGCGGCAAAAACAUCCAGAUCGACUUGGGUAACACGUACAAGGAUCUGAUGAUCUUGAAGCCCAAGGAACCCAUUGCAGACAACCGCACACUUGUUUAUAUUGGCGUCAGCAUCACUAUGAUGGAUCUCAACAAGUACCUCAAGCAGACGAAGCUCUUUGUUCCCACUGGCCAGUGUGCGUACGUCGGCGUCGGAGGUCACGGCCAGACUGGCGGUUACGGACAGUUAGGCCGAAGUUUCGGCCUUUUUGGAGACAAUAUCAGAACCAUCCGCAUGGUAUGCCACGACGGUGUCAUCCGCGACAUCACCAAGGAGAACAACCCUGAGAUGUUCUAUGCCAUCCUUGGUGGCAGCCCAGGAAACUUCGGCGUCAUCACUCACUACAUCGUCGAGGUGUAUAAGUCUAGUAGCUACCUUGGUACCGUCGCUGGACCUAACGGCUUCAAAGGACCUCAUGGCAUCAAGGCACUCUGGCUCUACUCCAAGGAAGUUCUUACCACACUUCUCAAUGCCAUUGCCGAGAUGGCUGAUGACCCUACAUUCCCCCGCGGCUUUGACCUCUGUGUCAGUGUCAUCAGCACAGAUUUCCCCAUGUCGACUCUGUUCAAGGAGCUCAAAGAUGCCAACGUCUGGCAGCGCAUUCAGGACCGCAUCAAGAAUGCGCUCGAAGACGACUUCCUGGAGUUGCUCAAUGGACGUUUUCCAGCCUCGAUCAUUCUGUACGCGCAGUGGUGCCCGACCAGCAAGGAGGACGUGUACGAUGCCAAUGUCGAUGCCUGGUUUGGCAAGUUCCGAGAGCUCAAGAGCCUGUUGGAAGACUUCUCGCUUCAGUUUGGAGAGUUCGACAUGGAGAUGUCGGAUAUGACUGGGCAGUGGAUCUUCCCCAGAGCGCGCGAGUUUGACCUUCCAUACGUCAAGCGCACAUACGCGACCAACUCCACCAGCCUUACAAAGGACAAAUGGGUUGAUGCCGUGGUUGACCGCAUUGACCUCAUCUACAACCCUGAACAGUAUCUCAAGGGACACGAGGGUGAGAAGGACUACGAGCGCUUUAUGAGAUGUAAGCUGUCGGUUCAAAUCCAGUGCUUUGGAGGCAAGUACUCGCGCUUCUUCGUCAACAGAGACAACGGCACAUCUUACAGCUGGAGAGACUCGUCUGUUGUCCAGACUUUGGACUGCUUCCACGAGCCCGAUGAAGAUUCAAGAAAGCUGGCUCAAUCAUGGCAAGCCAAGAACGAUCAGAUUAUGAUCGGACCUGACAGCCCGUUCAGCAAGAAGGACAGACGUCUUCUUUGGGGAUCCUAUGGCGAUUGGAACUUGGGUGAUGAGAAGAUCUGGAAGUGCUACUACGAAGAUGAGGAGAAGUACAGGCGGCUUGGAAAAGCCAGAGCACUCGCUGAUCCCAACGGAACGUUUACUGCAAAUCCGUUCGCAAUUACUGCAGUCAACAAUGCAAAGUUGUGA
Colletotrichum tamarilloi is the source of this 1719-nucleotide messenger RNA. Its product is annotated as FAD binding domain-containing protein. Gene Ontology annotation, molecular function: FAD binding; oxidoreductase activity. Lineage: Eukaryota; Fungi; Ascomycota; Sordariomycetes; Glomerellales; Glomerellaceae. The transcript has a single exon. The record is from RefSeq and is a predicted model, not a curated record. The coding region runs from base 1 to 1719 and encodes 572 amino acids.